UUCGAUUGCAAUCCGCUAGCGAGGCAGACUGACACAACGUGUUGUCCACUGUCUUCUCCUGGAUUCUGUUGUCUAUCAAUUCUGUCUCUUCUUAAUACUUCACUCAGCCUGCGCUUCUCAUGUCUUGCUCUUUCUGCUGCUGUGUGUCUUGACAGCCGCGGCAGGUAAGACCAGACAAACGCCAAUCAGGGACCUGCUUCCGAGGAGCGCCUACUUUCUAUAACUCGGCCCAUUUCCUGCUUGGGGAAACUUGUUAUCGGACUUCCUCCGUUGCACUUUCGACGCGAUAUUCCCUUCGACACGAAACAUACAAUGGCACCCAAGCGCAAAAGAGCGGCUUCGUUGGCUGCGGAGAAGAACGGCGCAGAGGUCGAGAGCUCGCAGCAGCAGCAAUCUCCCGACGUCGAGCUGCAAGACAACGCACCUGCUACGGCAGCGGUGAGCGCGAGUCCUGCUAAGAGCAAGAGCAGUAUGAAUCCGCCGGCGAAGCGCACUCGCGCCAACUCGAAACGGAGCAUCAAUGGCAAUGAGAAGCAGCCUGCUACCAUGGCUGUUCAGACUGGAGGCACCGUCUCGAUGCCCAUCAAUGCUACUGCUGAUGGCUCCGGCGAGUCGGGAGAAGCUGGCACGAUGCGCAUGGAAGCUCCUCCGCAAGCUGGCCUUGUCGAUCCCGCUGGAGGCUACAAGACGAACAAACCGCCCACCGACCGCCCAGUACGCGUCUACGCCGAUGGUGUCUUCGAUCUAUUCCAUCUCGGGCACAUGCGUGUUCUGCAACAGGCGAAGACCGCAUUCCCAAACACCCGAUUGAUCGUCGGCGUCACAGGUGACGAGGAGACAUUCAAGAGGAAGGGUCUUACUGUCAUGAGCGCCAAAGAAAGAGCCGAGAGCGUGAGACAUUGCAGAUGGGUGGACGAGGUGAUUGAGGAUUGUCCUUGGAUCAUCGACGUCCCAUUCUUAGAGAAGCACAACAUCGAUUAUGUCGCGCACGACGACCUGCCAUAUGGUGCAUCCGAGGGAGAUGACAUUUACGCACCGAUCAAAGAGAAGGGCAUGUUCCUUGUCACACAGCGAACGGAAGGUGUCAGCACCACGGGCAUCAUCACCAAAAUUGUACGAGAUUAUGAGAAAUACAUCAGUCGACAACUGAAGAGAGGGACGACGAGACAAGAGUUGAACAUUUCUUGGUUGAAGAAGAAUGAGAUGGAUGUCAAACGACAUGUUUCGGAGUUGAGGGAUACCAUUCGACAGAACUGGAGCACGACGGGCAGAGAACUGAGCUCUGAGCUGGGAAAAUUGUGGCAGCCUAGCAGGCCCAGCAGUCCUGCUCCUUCGGCCACCCCGAGCCUUAAGAAUGGUCGCGGUGGUACGGUAAAUGGCAUCGAUUCUCCACUCCCUGCUGUCUCUGCUUCUGAUAGAUUGAGAGUUGAAACUGCCGCGGGCAGCAGCGGCAGGAGUUUGACACCUUCGCGCGGCAAGAAUCUGGACUUCGCGGCUGGUGUGGCUUUUGGUUUGAUCGGUGGUGUCAAAUCAUGGAUGGAGGGAUCGAAGAGGAGAAAUCUUUCGGACAGCAGAGCGCAGUCGCCGAAUGAUUCGCCUGAGAGGAGUCCGGUGGAUGACGAGGAUAUGGAUGGAGAUGUGAGAGGGAGACAUGGCAGGACGCCGGUGGUGGAGAAGAGAAAUCCUUUGGAGACGUUGCACUCUUAGGCGGGUGAAGAUUCUCUUAUAUCUCCUGGGACGGCGGCGACAGAUUCUUCGACGACAUUGCUAGGAGGUGUUGCUCCGCCGAUGAUGCAGGUUCCGAAGACGAUCCUGUAUCCUCCUGGUUUGGGGUUCUCGGCUCCCGCUCCUGCUGCAGCACAAGCGCCAUCAGUUGGAGCUAUUCCUACUACUGCUACACCUGUUUCUUCCACUUCACAUAAUAGACAGGACAGUUUGGUGGAAACUACAACUUCUAAUACUGCAAAAACUGCUGAUGAUGCUGCUACUGCCGAUAC
Molecule: messenger RNA, 1997 nt
Organism: Cercospora beticola
Lineage: Eukaryota; Fungi; Ascomycota; Dothideomycetes; Mycosphaerellales; Mycosphaerellaceae
Gene: PCT1
Product: choline-phosphate cytidylyltransferase
Biological process (GO): CDP-choline pathway
Cellular component (GO): nuclear envelope
Molecular function (GO): choline-phosphate cytidylyltransferase activity; phosphatidylcholine binding
Source: RefSeq, a predicted model, not a curated record